AUUAACACGGCGGCGCCACCUCACCAACCCAAAUUCUAUUGGACAACCGUUUGAAACACAAUCUCGCCAAUCACAACGCGGCAGGAACGCGAAAUGGCGUCAAAGUCGGUGCCCUCCGCCGUCGAGCGCUUCAACGACCUGUGCCGCAGACUGAAUAUGGACCGAGAAACACAAGAGACGGCAUGGACAUCAUACGAACGCGCAAAGGAGUCGUUCACUCUUGAAGGCGAUGAUCUCCACUGGUUGGCUUGUGCGCUGUAUGUUGCUUGUCGGCAGGCGCUUGUGCGGACGGUGAGCGGCGAUCAGAGUCGAGGAAACAGCGUGUCAUUGACGCAGAUUUUGCGGAGCACUGAUCUGAGUUUGCUGCAGUUUUUCCUCAAGAUCGAUCACUGGAUGGACAUGCUCAAAAUUGACCCUGGCUUUCGGGAAAGGAUUGAUGCAUUACAAAGAAAGUUUGAAGUUGCCAACGUCAUCUUCCAGAAAUACGAUCUCAUCUUUAAACAUAUGUUUAAAAGCUCAGCAGAAACUUCAAGACCAACUAAAGGCCGGAAAAACAGGUCUCGCCAGUGCAGUUCUGGUGAAUUAUACAAAUUUGGCUGGACUUUAUACGUUUACACUAAAGGCCAUUUUCCAUUGGUCAAUGGUGACCUUGUCAACUCGCACCACCUUCUCUUGUGCUGUAUGGACAUGUUCUACUCAAACGCUGUCAUGCAUGAGCGACGAGACCUCCUCAACGUUGAGUUUGCUGCUUUAGAAUUGCCAAAUGAGGCGAAAAGGGGAGAGGAAUUUAAGCCACCAGAAGAGCCUCCAUGUGUCAUGGACUAUUUAUGUUCAAAGUAUAAUGGGAUUGUGAGGGAAGCAAAGGCUGUUCGGGAACACUAUUGGAAGCCAUACAUGAGGGAAUUAUUUGAAAAACGAAUAUUGAAAGGAGAGGAUGCAGAGCAUUUGAGUGAUAUUCUGGAAAUGCCGCACUUCACGAGCAAUAACAAGUCUAUCAGUCAAGAGUACGAUCGCUUUGUGUUGUCUGAAGGAGAAUUUGACGAACACAUUUUUCUUGGAGAUGAAGCCCACAUGCAAAUUGGCACACCGUCUAAAACCUCAACUGCGCAGAACACUCCGUUUGAAGCACGCAGGUCACGUGUUUCGAGAAAUUUGGCUUGUCACUUUGAAAAAGCAUCAGCUUUGGCCCCGGCUACACCAUUGACGGGAAGAAUGUAUUUGUCAGAAAAAGGACCACACACAACUCCUGUGUCAAGUGCAACUGAGGCAAUCACAACACUGAGAAGACUGUUAGCUGGUUGUAACAACAAGCCCAGUGACCGCCUUUCUACCAUUUUGAAAUUGUGUGGAGACGAUUUUGAUGUUCAGAUCGAGGCUCGAGUAGAAGAUGUGAGCACCAAAUUUGAAGAAAAUUACAGCAGGCCAUUCAAUGAAGGAAUGGUGGAUACUGCAUCAAAAUUUGCACAUGAAAGAUUGCUGUUAAGUACUCGUCUUUUCUACAGGAUGUUGGAGUUAAUUCUUGUUAGUGAACAGAAACGGCUUCGAGAUUCGUUUAAGACAUCUGCCAGAGCUCUGCUGUCUAAAGAUGAUUUCAACAGCUCGCUGUUUGCAUGCUGUAUUGAGAUUGUUCUUUUCUUGUACAACUCAAACCAGUGUUUCCCGUGGACAAUACAAGUACUAAAUAUUCAUCCAUACAACUUCUAUAAGGUGAUAGAAGUGAUAAUCAAGGAAGAACCAGGACUAUCACGCUCUGUUGUCAAACAUCUAAAUCAGAUUGAAGAAAAAAUUCUGGACAGCUUGGCUUGGAAAAGCAACUCUCUGUUGUUUCAAGUUCUAGAAGCUGUAAAGUAUAGAGUACCAAUGUUUGAAGAAGUGACAGUUUCCACUGCUCAGUUACAGGCUUCUGCUCCAACUCAUCCUGUGUUCAACUCCUCUGCUUUUGGUGAUGGUCUUGUUCCACCUUGUAAAGAUCAAUAUUCAUCUCCAAUGGUUGCUCGUCGUCAACUUGGUCUUCCUGUUGUGGUUCCGUCACCAGCUUCACCUGGACAAAGAAGAUCUGCUGAAAAACAAAAGGAUCUAAGAUCAUUGAAAUUAUUUUUUAGGAAGGUCUAUCAUGUAGCAUUUGUUAGGAUGAAGCACUUAUGUGAUCGAUUGGCAAUUUCUGAUGAUGACAGACAAAAAAUGUGGACGUGUUUUGAGCACAGCCUUGUGCAUCAUCCUCUUCUCAUGAAGGAUCGGCACUUGGAUCAACUUAUAAUUUGUGCCGUGUACGUGAUGGGUAAGGUGCUACACAAUGAGAUUUCAUUUCAAAAAAUCAUGGAGCACUACAGAUACCAACCUCAAGCGAGAAAUCAUAUUUAUCGAAGUGUAUUGUUGUCUACACCUGGAAGAAGCAAAGGCAAAGGUAAGAGUGUUGCUUCUGAUGUGGAUAAAAAAUCAUCACCUCAGCGAGGGGACUGCAAUUCAACAUCUCCUUCAAGAAAUACAAGACAGAGUGCGCGGAGGCAGAAAAUGUCUGGAGGCACAGCCACUAGUCAAAGUGAUCCUUAUCCCACUGAUGCAGCAGGGGGAGGGGAGGAGGCUGUUUCAUCUACUACUGGGGCUCCGGUUGACCCAGAGGAACGAGGAGACAUUGUCAAGUUUUAUAACCAAGUCUAUGUUUAUCAACUGAAAGAGUUUGCUCUCAAGUUCUCACCAGAUGAUUCUACGGCACCUCCGUUGUCUCCUGUACCAGUCCUGAAACAGCAACACCAAUCACCUAAACGCAGGAUUUCAGCUCGGCACUCUUUGUAUCUGUCUCCUCAUCGUUCUGUUCCUACACAAGACAAAGGACUGACGCCAACCACGAAGAAAGUGUACUGUUUUUCUGUUAGUCCUUCGAAGAAAUUACAAGAGAUCAAUGAAAGUAUUCGAAACCAUUCCACAACAGGCAUCAAGCGAACUUUGGCUUUCCCUGAUUCGGCUUCGCCAGCGAAGAGAACACCUUCAGCUUCUCCUUUAUUCAGUAACUCACUACGGGCACUGUCACAAGACAGAGAAGAUGCGAGCAACAGCAACUCGCGUGAUUCAUUUACAAGCUGCUGAAUUGACUAUAACUCAAAUAA
Molecule: messenger RNA, 3104 nt
Organism: Corticium candelabrum
Lineage: Eukaryota; Metazoa; Porifera; Homoscleromorpha; Homosclerophorida; Plakinidae
Product: retinoblastoma-like protein 2
Exons: 23
Coding region: 94-3084 (996 amino acids)
Biological process (GO): cell differentiation; regulation of transcription by RNA polymerase II; negative regulation of G1/S transition of mitotic cell cycle
Cellular component (GO): nucleus; chromatin; transcription regulator complex
Molecular function (GO): RNA polymerase II transcription regulatory region sequence-specific DNA binding
Source: RefSeq, a predicted model, not a curated record